Molecule: messenger RNA, 972 nt
Organism: Neurospora crassa OR74A
Lineage: Eukaryota; Fungi; Ascomycota; Sordariomycetes; Sordariales; Sordariaceae
Product: 3-hydroxyacyl-CoA dehydrogenase
Exons: 1
Coding region: 1-972 (323 amino acids)
Biological process (GO): fatty acid metabolic process
Molecular function (GO): oxidoreductase activity, acting on the CH-OH group of donors, NAD or NADP as acceptor; NAD+ binding
Source: RefSeq, a predicted model, not a curated record
AUGGGCGCAGGCCACAUCGGCCGUCGGGUAGCGCUAGUAUGGGCCUCGGCGCUCCGCCCGGUGACGGUGUACGACAUCUCCAAAAACGCGCUUCGCUCCUCGACCGAGUACAUCACCGACAACCUAGCCAAGUACUGUCUCGAACACGGGACCCAUCCCGGCCCCGUCCACUUCACCAGCGACCUCCGCGAAGCAACCACAGCUGGCAAACGCCACGGUCUGAAGUUGGACUUCAGCGCGGCGCACGACACUGAACCCAAAUCGACACGCAAAAAGGGACCGUGGAUGGUAAUCGAAUGUCUCCCCGAAAACCUCUCCCUCAAGAUCGCUGCCCUCGCCGAGAUCGAGCGCCUUCUCCCGGAGAACUGCAUCAUCGCGUCCAACAGCAGCAGCCUGAUGACUUCCGAAAUGGCGCCGCACCUGCAACACCCCGGUCGUCUCAUCAACACGCACUACUACAUCCCGCCGCGCAACGUCAUGGUGGAGGUCAUGUCCUCCUCGCACACGUACGAGGGGAUUUUCCCGUUCCUAACACGGGAAAUGAAGAACAUGGGCUUGACGCCCAUGGUGGUGCCGCCCGGCGUGCAGUCGCAAGGGUUCAUUUUCAACCGCAUCUGGGCGGCAUGCAAGCGCGAGACGCUGGCGGUGCUGCAGGAAGGGGUCGGACAGCCGGCCGAGAUUGACGCAUUGUUUCGCGACUUUUUCCAUGCCGAGAAGGGACCCUGUGAGCGCAUGGAUGAGGUUGGGCUGGAUGUGGUGGCCAAUGUUGAGGAGCAUUAUAUCGAGCAACGGCCGGAACUUGCAAGGUCUGGCGAGAAGCCGCUGGAGUGGUUAAAGAAGACGUAUGUUGGGCGUGGUGAUCUGGGUGAGAAGAGCGGCGACGGGCUGUAUACGUGGGAGGAGCGGGAGGCGCUCAAGGCGAAGCACAAGCGGGAGAAAUUUCCCGAGAUGGAGGAGGCACUUGGUGCUUGA